Messenger RNA from Neltuma alba, 2222 nucleotides. Its product is annotated as CDPK-related kinase 3-like. Lineage: Eukaryota; Viridiplantae; Streptophyta; Magnoliopsida; Fabales; Fabaceae. The record is from RefSeq and is a predicted model, not a curated record. Gene Ontology annotation, biological process: protein phosphorylation. Bases 169 to 1950 code for a protein of 593 amino acids. The transcript is spliced from 11 exons. Gene Ontology annotation, molecular function: protein kinase activity; ATP binding.
AGAAGAUGACUUUUAAAUGCAUCGAGUUUCAUUGCGGGGAGGAGUUAUCUCCAUCCUCUGACUUUGAAAAGUACGAACAUUUCAAGUUUUCAACUCUUGUCUUCUCCACCAACCUCUUCUCAUUUCACCAGCCACGCUCUCUCUCUUUUGCUUCUUAGCACGCCACCCAUGGGCCAUUGCUGCAGCAAAAAUCUUUCCGCCGUCAACAAUGAAACCUCCCACCCCGACCCUCACCAGAAACCUCCACAUUCCGCUGCAUCGCCCCGCUCUUCUGUCCAUUCGGUCUCCGGAGCCACCGAUGCUACCCCUGCCCGCCAUAGUUACGCCAACUCCUACUCUACCAGUCCCUUUAACAGCCCCCUUCCGCCUGGAGUGCUGCCGUCUCCGGGUGGGACUCCCGGCAGGAAAUUUCGAUGGCCUCUGCCGCCUCCGUCGCCCGUGAAGCCGAUCAUGGCGGCAAUGCUGAAACGGCAGGGGAAGGCUCGGCCUAAGGAGGGCUACAUACCGGAGGAGCCAGAGGAAAGAACAGGGGGUGAGAGUCGGCUGGAUAAGAGCUUUGGGUUUGCCAAGAAUAUUGACUCCAAGUAUGAGCUGGGAAAAGAAAUCGGUCGAGGACACUUUGGUCAUACUCACCUGGCCAAAGCAAAAAAGGGAGCGCUCAAGGGGCAGUCUGUGGCUGUGAAAAUAAUAUCCAAAGCUAAGAUGACAACAGCCGUAGCAAUUGAAGAUGUACGGAGGGAGGUGAAAAUGUUGAAGGCCUUGUCUGGUCAUAAAAAUGUAGUCAAGUUUCAUGAUGCAUUUGAGGAUGCCAAUAACGUCUACAUAGUGAUGGAAUUGUGCGAUGGAGGCGAACUACUUGACAGAAUUCUCUCAAGAGGGGGAAGAUACACAGAAGAAGAUGCUAAAACUAUUCUUUUUCAAGCUCUAAACGUAAUAGCCUAUUGUCAUCUUCAAGGAGUUGUUCAUCGUGAUCUAAAACCAGAGAAUUUUCUCUUUGUCUCAAAAGAUGAUGAUUCUCAGAUGAAGCUUAUAGACUUCGGUCUAUCUGAUUUCGUGAGACCAGGUGAACGUCUGAGCGAUGUUGUUGGCAGUGCCUACUAUGUUGCACCUGAAGUGCUCCAUAGAUCUUACAGUGUUGAAGCAGAUUUAUGGAGUAUUGGGGUUAUAACAUACAUAUUAUUAUGUGGAAGCAGACCAUUCUGGGCACGCUCUGAAUCAGGAAUCUUUCGGUCUGUGCUAAAAGCUAAUCCUAACUUCGAUGAUUCACCUUGGCCGUCUGUAUCACCAGAGGCUAAAGACUUUGUAAAGAGACUCUUGAACAAGGAUCUCAGGAAAAGGAUGACCGCUGCCCAAGCAUUAACUCACCCGUGGUUGAAAAAUGAAAAUCAAGCCAUUCCAUUAGACAUUUUUAUCUACAAGCAAGUCAAAUCAUAUUUGCAUGCCACGCCUCUAAGACGUGCAGCACUCAAGGCUCUCUCUAAAGCGUUGACAGAAGAUGAGCUUAUAUACCUUAGAGCACAGUUUAGCCUCUUGGGACCAAAAAAUGGUCGCGUUUCGCUUGACAAUUUUCGAGCGGCUCUGAUGAAAAAUGCAACUGGUAUCAUGAAGGAAGCCCCGGACAUUUUAAACUUGAUGGAUUCACCUGCCUCCAUAAAAAUGGACUUCGAAGAGUUUUGUGCUGCUGCAAUCAGUGUGUACCAGCUUGAGGUUCAUGAAGAGUGGGACAGAAUCUCAAAAACAGCAUUCGAGCAUUUCGAACAAGCAGGAAACGUAGUCAUUUCAGUUGAGGGGUUGGCAAAGGAGAUGAAUGUGGGUGCUUCAUCAUGCUCUUUACCAGGCAACUGGAUCCGAGAAUCGGACGGAAAACUCAGCUUUGUUGGAUACAAGAAGUUUUUGCACGACAUCACUGUUCGCAGUGCAAACAAAAGACAGCGACAGAAUGCUGCGUGAUUAAUUAUAGAAAAAUGUUGGGCUUAUUUGAUUUUUAUGUUCUAGUAAGAAUUCUGUAGGGUGAUUUUUUAAAACAAGUUUUGAAAUUAAAAAAAAUAAAAAAAAACCUGUUUGAAUUAUUGAGUUGACAAAAACAUGUAUAAAGUAGUAAAAUGGAAGGAGAAAAAAAUGAAUUUGUAUACAACUUUUAAUUUUUGUGCUUCCAGAACAUGUAAUAAAAGAACACGUUUUUUUAAUAAUUUUUUUAUUGGUUUUUUAUUUUUCACAACAAA